AUGAGAAAAGUCUCACAGACGGAGUCAGAAGCGCUUCUCCGAAGUGAUGCGAGUGAAUCAGGCUAUAGUACGACUAGAGAGGGCUCCUCUCAAACGGAUUUUGGUAACAGUGAGAUCCAGACUGUGAAGUUGAACCCGGAGGAGGAACAGAUUGCACCUGAUCUCGCUGACCUCCCAAAAGAAGUCCGAGAAACUGUUCCACUACACGAUGAUCCAACUAUACCGGUGCUCACUUUCCGCUACUUUUUUCUUCUGACAUUGUUCAUUGCCCCUGGAGCGUUUAUCGAUACGAUAAAUUCUUUUCGGACGACUUCAGCGGUAUACUCCAUCUUCUUUGUUCAAAUUGUGUCUCACUGGGCAGGCAAGUGGAUGGCAAGAUCACUUCCAGAUAAGAUCGUCAAAAUCGGUCCGCUUUCUUUCUCGCUUAAUCCGUGUCCCUGGUCGAUUAAAGAGACUGCUUUGGUCACCAUUACAGCAAAAUCUGGCGCAACGGGCAAUUUAGCGACUAACGCGCUUGCACUAGCAGAGUUGUUCUUCGAUACCAAAGUUCCUGCUUACGCAGCAAUGCCCUUCAUGUUCUCUAUUGUAUUCAUUGGUUAUUCGUACGCCGCAAUUGCCAAAAGCGUUGUCAGUUACGACCCUAGGUUUCCCUGGCCUCAAACUUUGAUGCAAACUGCUCUUCUACAAAGCCAAGAUACUGCUGACAGGAAGCACAACUCGAAGCGCAUGCGAGUAUUUUUUUGGUGUGCUGGUACUUUGUGCAUCUGGCAAAUGCUUCCGGAGUACUUAUUUCCCAUGACCUCUUCUUUGGCUGUCUUGUGCUGGGUUGCACCCUCAGAUCCAACGCUCAACUUCAUUGGAUCGGGAAUGGGUGGCAUGGGAUUUCUCAAUUUCACUCUAGACUGGGCAAAUAUCACGUCACAGGUGAUGCUUUAUCCAUACUGGGUUCAGGUAGUGCAAUUCAUUGCAUUCAUUUGUGGAGCUUGGAUACUUUUGCCAAUUGCCAAAUGGUCGAGCCUAUUUACUUUUAAGCAUGAACUCAUGUCGAAUAGGCUUUUCACAUCCGAUGGUCAUUUGUACCCUACUGAUAAGCUAAUGACUCCAGACGGGGGGUUCAACUCUACGGCAUAUGAAUACUAUGGCCCUGUUAACCUUGGGGCCCAAAGAGCGUGGAAUAUGUUCUUUGAUUAUGCCGCAUACGUAUCUGGAAUUGUGUGGGUUGUGAUAUUUGGGUGGGACAAGAUUAAAGCGUCAUUCGGUCGUGAAGGUGCAUAUCGUGAUCGCUUGAACCAAUUACAUUCAGCAUACGGCGAAGUGCCACAGUCAUGGUACUUGACUCUAUUCGUAUUGUCUGUUUCUUCCUUACUUUUUGUUGCCAAUGCUGGGUACAUGUUCAUGCCGUUCUGGACAUGUGUAGUGGCACUUAUCAUGGGUGCAAUCAUAGUGACUCCACUAAUGUGGCUCUAUGCUUUAUCAAAUUUCCAGUUGCCCAUAGGAACAUUCAACGAGCUCUUCUAUGGCUAUCUUGUUGAGAAUGCGCAACAAAAGCACCCAGCAGGCGCUGCCUUCUUUGGUUGUGUUGCAGGGAACGCCUGGUAUAGGUCACAAUUCCAUUUGGAGCUGAUGAAGCUUGGAUUCUACAAUUAUGUUCCACCGAAGUUAGUUUUCUUCUCACAAAUCUAUGGAGAACUUAUUGGCGUUCCAAUAAAUUACUUGAGUCUACGCUGGGUGUUGGCUUCUAAAUGGGACUAUCUCGUUGGAAAGAUUAUUGAUCCUUUGCAUCAAUGGACAGCACAGAACGUCGUUACCUAUCACACUAAUGCCAUACAGUACGUGGUAUUGGGACCUCGCCGUCUCUUCGCAAAUUACCCAAUACUUCCCUAUGGCUUUCUUGUUGGACUAGUGGCGCCAGUGAUAAUUUACCUGAUUCACAAGCGGUUCCCCAACAACAUUCUCAAACUCGAUCUUUGGAACACCACUGUCUUUUUCUCAACUAUGAGUCACUUUUAUGGUAACUUGUCUACAGGUUAUUUGUCCAAAUUCAUGGGUGGAACUGUGACUAUGUUCUACGCCUAUAGAUACAAGCAUUCAGUAUGGAAGAAAUACAACUAUGUGGUUGCAGCUGCUUUCGACACAGGGUUCAAUUUAGCCGUCAGCAUUAUAUUCGUUCUCCUUUCGUUUGGCAUCAACGCCCCUACAUGGUUUGGUAAUGACCCUCGAAGCGUGGAGCGCUGCUUCGCCCUAGAGUAG
This is a messenger RNA of Candidozyma auris, 2250 nucleotides long. RefSeq names its product Opt7p (gene OPT7). The record is from RefSeq and is a predicted model, not a curated record. The transcript has a single exon. Gene Ontology annotation, biological process: transmembrane transport. Lineage: Eukaryota; Fungi; Ascomycota; Pichiomycetes; Serinales; Metschnikowiaceae. Gene Ontology annotation, molecular function: oligopeptide transmembrane transporter activity. Bases 1 to 2250 code for a protein of 749 amino acids.